Messenger RNA from Nerophis lumbriciformis (worm pipefish), 906 nucleotides. Its product is annotated as olfactory receptor 52B2-like. Gene Ontology annotation, molecular function: G protein-coupled receptor activity; olfactory receptor activity; odorant binding. The record is from RefSeq and is a predicted model, not a curated record. Gene Ontology annotation, cellular component: membrane. Gene Ontology annotation, biological process: detection of chemical stimulus involved in sensory perception of smell; G protein-coupled receptor signaling pathway. Lineage: Eukaryota; Metazoa; Chordata; Actinopteri; Syngnathiformes; Syngnathidae.
AUGGAGAACCCGUUCAACACGUCGUCGACUCUGGCGCUGCAGAGCUUCAACAUACCCCCCGAGAGCGUCAUACCCGCCUUCCUCUUUGCCAGUCUCAGCUACUCGAUCAUAUUUUUCUGCAACCUCAUCCUCAUCCUCACCAUCGUGCUCCACAAAAACCUGCACCAGCCCAAACACCUGUUCCUGCUCAACAUGCCCGUCAACGACCUGAUCGGCUCCUCGGCCUUCUUCCUGCAGCUCAUCAAGGAGAUCGUGACGGACAGCCGGAGCAUGGAGCACUGGGCGUGCGUGGCGCAGGCUUUCUUCAUCCACAUCUACGCGGCGGGCACCGUGCUCAUUCUCACCGCCAUGGCCUACGACCGCUACGUGGCCAUAUGUUUGCCCCUGAAAUACAACGCCAUCAUGACCUACGCGCACGUGGUGAGGAUAAUCAGCGCCGUUUGGGUGUGUUGCCUGCUGCUGAUCGGGGUGCUGUUCUACCUGCUUCUGCGUUUGCCUCGUUGCCGCUCUAAAAUCACACAACUGUACUGCGACAACCCCAGCCUGCUGAGCCUCGUCUGCGCCAACACGGCCGUCAACAACAUUUACGGCCUGGGCAUUGUGGCGUUCACUCAGGUGUUGGCCAACGGGAUGAUUCUGUACACGUAUCUCCAGAUCCUGGUGGCGUGCUUCUUGUCCAAGCGCUCCGACACCAAAGCCAAAGCUCUGCAGACGUGUGCCACGCACUUGUUUGUCUUUCUGCUGCUGGAGUGUCUGGGUCUUUUCACCAUCAUCUCCUACCGAGUCAAGAAUCUUCCGCAAAAUUUCAGGACAUUCUUGGGGUCUUCCACUUUGAUUUUCCCGCCGACGCUCAACCCCAUCGUCUACGGACUGAAAACUCAAGAAAUCCGGGCGUCCAUGGUAACG